AUGAGUGUCUUUGCUCUGAGCUCAACUAGAUUCCUCAUAGGAAACAUCUAUGAGUUUCUCCAAGUGGCCUCCGUGCUCAGCCUUCUCCUGCUGCUCUUCAAAGCAGCCCAGUUCUACCUGCAGAGGCAAUGGCUACUCAGAGCUACCCAGCAGUUCCCGUCCCCACCUUCUCACUGGUUCUUUGGACACAAGAUCCCAAAGGAUCGGGAGCUGCAAGAGGUUCUAAAACAGAUAGUCAACUUCCCAAGCGCCUAUCCACAGUGGAUCUGGGGGAGCAAAGUGCGCCUCCAGGUGUAUGACCCUGACUACAUGAAGUUGAUUCUGGGGAGAUCAGACCCAAAAUCUCAUGGUUCCUACAGAUUUCUAGCCCCCUGGAUUGGGUAUGGUUUGCUUCUGCUGAAUGGACAGCCGUGGUUCCAGCACCGACGAAUGUUGACUCCAGCUUUCCACCAUGACAUUCUGAAACCUUACGUGGAGAUCAUGGCAGACUCUGUUCGUGUAAUGCUGGAUAAAUGGGAACAGAUUGUUGGCCAAGAUUCCACCUUGGAGCUCUUUCAACACAUCACUUUGAUGACCUUGGACACCAUCAUGAAGUGUGCCUUCAGCCAUGAGGGCAGUGUACAGUUGGACAGAAAAUACAAGUCCUACAUCCGGGCAGUUGAGGACCUGAACAAUCUCUCUUUUUAUCGUGUGAGGAACUUCUUUCACCAAAAUGACAUCAUCUACAAUUUAUCCUCUAAUGGCCGCCAGGCUAAGAAUGCCUGCCAACUCGCUCAUGAUCAUACAGACCAAGUGAUCAAAUCAAGGAGGGCUCAACUUCAGGAUGAGAGAGAGCUGGAGAAGGUUAAGAAGAAAAGGAAACUGGAUUUCCUAGACAUCCUUUUGUUUGCCAGAAUGGAAAAUAGAAGCAGCUUGUCUGAUGAGGACCUGCGUGCUGAAGUGGAUACGUUCAUGUUUGAAGGCCAUGACACCACAGCCAGUGGUGUCUCCUGGAUCUUCUAUGCUUUGGCCACACACCCUGAGCACCAGCAGAGAUGCAGAGAGGAAGUUCAGAGCCUCCUAGGGGAUGGAACGUCUAUCACCUGGGAGCACCUGGACAAGAUGCCCUAUACCACCAUGUGCAUCAAGGAGGCCCUGAGGAUCUACCCACCUGUACCAGGUGUGAGCAGAGAGCUCAGCACACCUGUCAUCUUCCCAGAUGGGCGUUCCUUACCCAAAGGUAUCACAGUCGUACUCUCCUUCUAUGCUCUUCAUCACAACCCAUCUGUCUGGCCAAAUCCAGAGGUGUUCGACCCUUCUCGAUUUGCACCGGAGGCUUCUCGACACAGCCACUCAUUCCUGCCCUUCUCAGCAGGAGCAAGGAACUGCAUUGGGAAACAGUUUGCCAUGAACGAGCUGAAGGUGGCUGUGGCCCUGACCCUGCUCCGCUUUGAGCUGCUGCCAGAUCCCACCAGGAUUCCAGUCCCCACUGCAAGACUUGUGUUGAAGUCCAAGAAUGGGGUCCACCUGUGUCUCAAGAAGCUCCAAUAA
Psammomys obesus (fat sand rat) is the source of this 1530-nucleotide messenger RNA. RefSeq names its product cytochrome P450 4A12B. The transcript is spliced from 12 exons. The coding region runs from base 1 to 1530 and encodes 509 amino acids. Gene Ontology annotation, cellular component: intracellular membrane-bounded organelle. Lineage: Eukaryota; Metazoa; Chordata; Mammalia; Rodentia; Muridae. Gene Ontology annotation, biological process: arachidonate metabolic process; kidney development; lauric acid metabolic process. Gene Ontology annotation, molecular function: alkane 1-monooxygenase activity; arachidonate monooxygenase activity; heme binding. The record is from RefSeq and is a predicted model, not a curated record.